Messenger RNA from Engraulis encrasicolus (European anchovy), 3909 nucleotides. RefSeq names its product probable G-protein coupled receptor 132. Gene Ontology annotation, biological process: G protein-coupled receptor signaling pathway; G1/S transition of mitotic cell cycle; negative regulation of G2/M transition of mitotic cell cycle. Lineage: Eukaryota; Metazoa; Chordata; Actinopteri; Clupeiformes; Engraulidae. Gene Ontology annotation, cellular component: membrane. The record is from RefSeq and is a predicted model, not a curated record. The transcript has 4 exons. Gene Ontology annotation, molecular function: G protein-coupled receptor activity. The coding region runs from base 80 to 1114 and encodes 344 amino acids.
UAUAAGUCACCAGUUACGAAUAUAGGUCACCAAUAACGGAAUAUAGGUCACCAGUUACGGGGCCAGCCAGGUACUGAACAUGACCGCAGGAGCACUUCCUGUCAACCUGACGCUGAACUGCAGCAUGCCGUAUGAGACGCAUCGCGUGCCCCUCGUCCUCCUCUACAGCCUGAUGUUCAUCGUGGGGGUACCUGCCAACCUGGUUACCGUCUGGAUGACCCUGGUCCAGGUGAGGCGUAAGAACGUGCUGGGCGUCUACCUGUUCAGCCUGUCGGUGUGCGACCUGAUGUACCUGUGCACGCUGCCCUUUUGGGGGCUCUACAUCUACCGCCGGCACAGCUGGGUGUGGGGCUCGAUGGCGUGCAAGUGGAUCGGCUACAUCUUCUUCAACAAUAUGUACAUCAGCAUCUUCCUGCUGUGCUGUGUCUCCGUGGAUCGCUAUGUUGCCGUGGUGUACUCCUUGGAGUCCCGAGGCAGCCGCAAGACAAGGCACGCCUGGGCCAUCACCGCCGCCAUUGUGAUAUUCGUGGCACUUAUUCACGUCCAGGUGUUCAACAUGGACGAGGGGUCGGCGGACGCCCAGCAGGAGCAGCGUUGCUUUGAGCCGGGCCAGAACAGCGCCAUGGUGACGGGCUUCAACUACGCCCGCUUCCUGAUCGGCUUCCUGGUCCCCUUUUGCAUCCUGGUGGUCACCAACCGCACCAUCCUCUCCAGCAUCCAGAAAAGUGACAGCAUCAAGGUCAUGCAGAAGAUCAAGGUGCGUCGGCUGGCUCUGUGCGUGGUGGCCAUGUUCCUGGUGUGCUUCGCGCCGUACCACGCCAUCCUCCUCAGCCGCGCCAUCAGCUUCCACGCCGUGGAGGACAAGUGCGCCUUCGACAGGAGCCUGUACACCCCCUACAGCAUCUGCCUGGGCCUGUCCACCAUCAACAGCGCCAUGAACCCCAUCCUGUACGUGCUGUCCAGCGAUAACGUGAGGAAGGAGGUGCGCAGGGCCAUGAGCAGUAUAAGAAGCUGGGGGAGCUCGCAGCGGCACCAGGUCACCGAAAGCAGCGGUGGCCCACAGAAGGGUCUCAGUGCUGCCUCGGAGGCACGCGUCUGCAAAACAGGGCAGUGAAAACUUGGCUUCCGGCUGCCGCGUCAUUUCACUCAAAUGCCUCCCUCGUUUCACCUUGACACAGGUGUUAACCUAGCCUGGGAAAUCCCAUGCUACUUUGCACAAUCGUUCUGUUCUGUCUCAGUUCUUUUCAUCUUGCACCAGAUUUUACGAUGGGGAGUACAGUUUACGUGAGAACUUAAUCAAAGUCUCUGGGAUGUGAUGUUAGCGUACACUCUCUCACAGGCAGGUUGUCUGUGAAAUAGAAAGGAAACCCUGGAAGAACACCACUGAUGAGUAGUAGUGACUUGUGGAUUGUGGACAUGGAUCUCUUGGGGGGAGACAAGUAUGGCCUUCCCUUACAUGUUCUGGGAACAAGAGGACCUGCAGUUCUGGACAAACAAAGAUUGAUGGAUAUUAUUUGUACCAUAUCAUAUGGAUCUGCUGUUCUGGACCUGGGAGAAUAGGCGUGCACAGAUAGGGAUACGGUGGUGCUAGACCAGAGCACCUACCCCUUUGUCCCACUGAAAGUUCCUUUUUUUUUCUAAAAAUAUACUGUGGACUUGAUCACCUACAAAUGCUUGACGAUCAAUAGCAUGUCACAAAAAUGCCCAGAUAUAUAAUAUAUAGCCACUAUACCCAGCGAGGCAGCUGGAAGUUCCACAUGCCCCGCACCUGCCCUCGAGCAUCUGCCCCUCAAAAUGUCUGUGCACGCCCCUGCCUGGGAGCCUGGAAUUACAAAGAUGUUGUUGGAACUGAGAGGUUGAACCAAAUACUGUGGACUUCUGGACUUGCAAACAUGGUAUUCCAAAGAUAUUCUCAGAGUAAAAACAAUGUUUGGUAGGUACACUGUAAAACAUUGCAGCCAGUUAAAGGUAAAAAAGCAAGUAGCUCUGCUGCCUCAACGUUCUCGGAACGGUUUCACCGUUUGGCCUUAUACCUUAUAAGCUGACCAUAUUUACGUACAUUCUGUUUAUCUGCAUGUUUCUGUAGCGUUUCUGUAGCAAGACAUUAUGUGACCUACAGUACCUCCCUCCUACAGCCGCAGACUCGUUGACAAUAGGCAUAAUCUGCUCACAUCUGUUCUGCUGAUUAGACUGAUGCGUAGGAGUGUGCUUUUGCACAUGGGCCCCAUAGAGCUGAGCUACUGUGAGUACGACAGGGUGCAUUGCUUCUCAAAGUCCUUAACCCUUAUGCUUAUACGCUUGAUCUAGUCAGACUGUGUGCAAUGUGCAGUGAUCGUUAAGGGACACUGUGUGAGAUGUUUAGUUAUUUAUUUCCAGAAUUCAUGCUGCCCAUUCACUAAUGUUACCUUUUUCAUGAAUACUGACCACCACCAUCAAAUUCUAAGUAUUCAUUAUGACCGGAAAAAUUGCACUUUUCAUACAUGAAAAGGGGGAUCUUCUCCAUGGUCCACCAUUUUGAAUUUCCAAAAAUAGCCAUUUUUAGCUGCAAAAAUGACUGUACUUGGAUCUUACUAGAAAGUAUUUGUUUAUUACUUAAACUUUCAUGUAAAUAUCAAAUUUAGAAAAUUUAAAAAUAGGCAGCCCAGUUUCAAUGAGCAGCAUAGUUGCAGUACCUUUUUUGACCAUUUCCUGCACAGUGUCCCUUUAAAGCAAAAUGGAAUGAUCAAAAUGUUGUUGAUGGGGUUUGAGUAUAAUUUUCCCCCUUAAUUAUGUGGCUGAAGGACAGCCACGAAUAAAAAGAAAAACCUUAGUCUAGCUUCUCAGGCUAAGGAUCACUAACUCUACCAAAAACUUAAGUAGUAUUUCACUUAUGCACAACUCUGCUGAUCUACGAUAGCAUCCAGUUUUGACUGCUAGUCAUUAUACUUGACUUUGUAGCUUGUGCACAUGUUCAGUUAGUCAGAAGCUCUGUAUGAGAACUACCAAGCCUGUCUACUGAGUAUCCUGUGGGCUGAGAUUGCACGUAAUCACACCAGCAGACAUGUACUCACCCACAUGCAUACACAAACACACACACACAUAACCACAUUCGAGCAGGUAGUUAUGCGCACAAAGGAACAAAGGAAACUCAGACAAUUCUUCAAGUUGCUUACGAGAGCAAAAAAAAAACAACAGACAAGCACAUUGCACAAGAACGGAACUCAAACUCAGCCACUGGAUUCAAAAAUGUGCAUCUACGAUUGUUGGCUAUUUUGUUUGAUGAGGCUGUGUACAAUAUUCAAUGUCAUAGCAGGCCUAUCAGGGGAUGUACAGUGGCCUUGCCCUCGGAGACCCCAUUGUCGUGUGCUGAGGUGUGCCACAGACUGUGGUGUUCACACCCAAACCACCUAUAUACAUAAUAAGAAAUCACAACUGCACAACUGCUGUUUCAUUAGUGCAGCACUCUGCACAGGGAAGCCAACACGGGAGAGGAUGGGCCAGAUGCCUCGGGCCCAGGGAGGGGGAGGCAGCAUUAAGGGGAGGGCCCAUACAGAUGACUUUGUCCAAGGCCCAGCCAAAGCUGUCAGUGGCCGUGACUCUGCAUGCAAUUUAAAAUAUCUGAACACAAGAGAAAAUUACCAGAAUUCUUUUCAUGAUAUUUACUAUAGGCCUAUACUAUAUUUAUGAUGUAGAGAUUUAUCUCUGGGGAAGGUCCAGUAUAAUCUUAUAGCACACAGCAUACUGUAUGAAUGAACAGUAACAAUACACUCAUGAUGUGGCAUUAAAAUGCAACCGUCAUUGGUGAUUGUGGUUGUGAUUGUGAUUAUUUGUUGCACUCUAAACAGAAUCUUUGCACAACCAAGUCCUGAUGUAUUACUAAAGGCUCUGUGUCAUAGUGGUGUAGCACUAUGGUAGUUAAGUGUUUUUCAG